AUGACUAUUGUCCAUUGCAGAACCCUUGGUGCUACUCAUGCUGUUGUUGAUGCUGGAUAUGUACGACAAACAGGGAAAAUAGUAGCACCAGAGGUAUACAUGGCGUCUGGUGUUUCAGGAGCUAUUCAACACUUUGCUGGAAUUAAGGAUUCUAAGGUGAUUGUGGCGGUAGCUGAUUAUGGACUUGUUGGAGAUCUUUUUGAGGUGAUACCAGAGUUGCUGGAGAAGCUUCCGGAAAAGAAAUGA
Molecule: messenger RNA, 246 nt
Organism: Eruca vesicaria subsp. sativa (arugula)
Lineage: Eukaryota; Viridiplantae; Streptophyta; Magnoliopsida; Brassicales; Brassicaceae
Source: the annotation of a GenBank genome assembly